AUGGUUAUCAAGAAGCGACAAAUUCUUUGGGACUGGACCAACACAGGUGGUGCUGGCAAUCCUGGUAUCCCUGACAAGAUUAACCAAAUCCCCUUCGACAACAACAGCCCAGUCGCUUCCGUCGUAAACUGGAAUGCGUGGGUUCCCCCGGAGCUCAAGGACCGAGUACCAUUCCGUCCUAUGGUGCGCGUUCUCGAGAACACCAAGGGCAAUGACUGGGCUAUCAUCCAGAACACCAAGUAUCCCAUUAUCCUGUUCCUGAACGAGCCUGAGCGUGCUGGCAUAAGCCCUGAACAGGCAAGAGAUAUCUGGUACAACCAGAUGCUACCUUUGAGGAAGAACAAGGGCAAGAAACUCGGCUCCCCGGCAGUUGCCUCCGACGAUAAUGGCCGUAAGUGGAUCGAGAAGUUCAUGUCACUUGUGGCAAAGGACGCGCCCGACUUCCUGUGCCUGCACUACUACUCGACCAACGGCAAUGACGCAAUCAAGUACAUCACUGACAUGCACAACAAGUGGCCCAAACCCAAGGUGAUGGUCACCGAAAUUGCGUCCAUUGACCGCAACUAUCAAUCCGUCCUAGGCUUCACUGUCCAGCUCGUCAACUGGAUGGACAAGCAGGACUGGAUCGCCGAGUAUGGUAUUUUUGACUUCCAGCGCAAGGUCGCAGAUGGCUUCGUCAGCCCCGCCGCCCAGCUCAUGGAUGGCAACGGUAACCUCACUGAGCUGGGCAAGAUGUACGUCCACCAGCAACCCUUGAAGUUCCCCGGCCAGGCCAACGUCUCUGCCUUCACCGCAUUGGAAGCCGAGCCCCAACAGCAUGCCAUCGAAGCCGCUUCGCUCGGCGAGGAGACCGGGAAGACCGGGGAGCCCCUAUCACACGAGGGCGACUUCCAGGCCGCCGAGGCCUCUGCAGAAGAGGAAGCGCAGGAGUUCGGCGUGAGCGCCGCCGCGGCUCUCAGCCAGGACCAGCAGAAGGCUUUGGAUGCCCACAACAACAAACGCAAGGGUAAGGGCCUCCAGCCCCUGGCGUGGGAUGCUCAGCUAGCCAACAACGCCACUGCGUACGCGCAGCAUCUCGCUAAGAUUGGCAAGAUGGAGCACUCCUCCGGCGACCAGCGCCCUAACCAGGGCGAGAACCUCGCGUGGGCUUCUGCUUCCGGAACACCUCUCAUCAUGUCCGCCAACAUGUGGCUGAAUGAGGAGAAGAACUACCACGGCGAACCAAUUGGCCAGGGCAACUUCGGCUCCUAUGGUCACUACACUCAAUGCAUGUGGAAGUCCACCACCAAGGUCGGUAUGGGCUCAGCCAAGGACGCUAAGGGUGGCGUGUACAUCGUUGGACGAUACUCGCCCACUGGAAACUGGACUGGACAAAAGCCAUACUAGUUUAUGGUCAUGCGGGCCUAGCUUCCACGAGCUCGGCAUUGUCUUCUUGUCGGUAAAAUGCAGUCGGUCAUUAGUUAGAGUUGGAGCAACUGGAUUGGC
Truncatella angustata is the source of this 1485-nucleotide messenger RNA. RefSeq names its product CAP domain-containing protein. Gene Ontology annotation, cellular component: fungal-type cell wall. The record is from RefSeq and is a predicted model, not a curated record. NCBI's taxonomy places the organism in Eukaryota, Fungi, Ascomycota, Sordariomycetes, Amphisphaeriales, Sporocadaceae. The coding region runs from base 1 to 1386 and encodes 461 amino acids. The transcript is spliced from 5 exons. Gene Ontology annotation, biological process: fungal-type cell wall polysaccharide metabolic process.